Messenger RNA from Ectocarpus sp. CCAP 1310/34, 314 nucleotides. The record is from the annotation of a GenBank genome assembly. Lineage: Eukaryota; Phaeophyceae; Ectocarpales; Ectocarpaceae.
AUGAGCCUCGACGGCGGUAGCGGCGUCGUUGAAGCGCUGGCGGGUAAUGGUGGCGGCCACACAAGGCGUGCGGCGUUAGGGACGUCGCUUUCGACGAGCGAAGCGUGCUCUAUGUGCGGGAGCAGGAAAACAUAUACACCCGGCUCGGUGUGCGCGGACUGCGAGACCUAUGCCUGCUACAAGUGUGAGGGACCUCUCCCGGAGUGCUCGAGCUGCUUGAUGUCGUUCUGCGAGGGGACGGGUGACCCGGAGACCGACUGCCUCUUGCCCUGUCAAGGGCAGCCGGGUUGUAGCGAGGUACUGCUUGAAGACUU